AUGGCCCCAACUCUCCAACUCCUCUUCACCCGCCGCGACUUCGACCCAGGGGCUCCAAGUGCUGCAUUUGCGGAUCAAUGGUCCAAUCCUUCCAAUUAUGCCUUUACUAUCCUUCUCUUGGUUGGAGGUGACUUGAUCCAUCGCGCUCUCGCUCAGCUGGCGGGGGGUCUGACUACCCCAGUCGCCUUUUCAUUUGGUUGGGUCUCCUACGCGGCGUCAUCCGUAUGUUCCGCGCUCGGUGAAUACAGGCUUAUGCCAGAUGCGGACACUCCCUGCUCUGUUAUCAAUGGCAAGAACGGUUAUGUCCGUGGGAAUAACUCCUGGGUUCUUGGACGGAUGAUGCGAGAUUAUGAGUACUGGAUGGGGGAGCCGGUCCGGGAGAAAACAGAGUCUCUUAUCAAGGCUCGCUGGGAAUUUGACCAGCAGCAUGAGGAGAGAAUAUCCCCCGGAUCGGGGAGCCGAGUGCCUCGUCCUACGCAAGCCGGAUUAGUUGUCAGUAUUUGGCAGCCAAGCACCAAGCUGCCGCAUGGGGAGCCCGGCCACGAUCUGCUUCAUUGGUCGGGUGUUAUUGUCACGGUGGUCCAACUGGGAAUAGCUGCGAUCCCAUUGGGGCUUAAUGGAGAUUGGGGGGUCAUGCUGGUCACCGCCGCGGCCAUCAUUCUCUGCUACAGCACUGGGGCGCUGCCGCAUUGGAAGGUCGAGAAGUGGGCUUGUCGCCGCUUGGAUGCUCGGGACAAGAAGAAUUUCAUUUUGACGCGUGGAAACGGGUCCCAGCAUGCAAUCGCCAUCAUUAGUAAUGGUCAUGGCUUGGACCUGGAGGACCUUGCUACGGGGUUUGCGAAGAUUAACUCUCCACCGAUCACUCUCUUUUCACAGCUGGCCAUUAUCAGUCUAGGGGUGGCAUGGGUUGCGCUGCUGAUCACGGCAUCCGCUCUGCAAAAGGACUCAUGGUACUUGAUUGCGGUUGGAGGUAUAGGAAUGCUGCAAAAUAUCUUCGUUGCGGGCUGGAAGCGGGCACCAGCUGCCUAUGGCGUACCGCUUGAGUUUGUCGGUGUCGUUGGCGAAGUCAAAGUUAUGCAAACUUUGAUGGAAGUGGAGAGAAGAUAUGAGAAGCUGGGGAAGAGCAUGGUAGGAACCUUCUUCCCAGGCGAGUUACGAGACAGUGAAGUGAAGGAGUGGGAGGCCAUCGCGCAGGAAUGGAAGGAGAAAAAGGCUGCCAUUGUCAAGUCUGAUAACUAA
Messenger RNA from Aspergillus pseudoviridinutans, 1239 nucleotides. RefSeq lists its product as uncharacterized. The record is from RefSeq and is a predicted model, not a curated record. Bases 1 to 1239 code for a protein of 412 amino acids. NCBI's taxonomy places the organism in Eukaryota, Fungi, Ascomycota, Eurotiomycetes, Eurotiales, Aspergillaceae. The transcript is spliced from 2 exons.